Molecule: messenger RNA, 2141 nt
Organism: Homo sapiens (human)
Lineage: Eukaryota; Metazoa; Chordata; Mammalia; Primates; Hominidae
Gene: GLOD4
Product: glyoxalase domain containing 4
Exons: 9
Coding region: 429-1298 (289 amino acids)
Cellular component (GO): mitochondrion
Source: RefSeq, marked validated
GUGACGGCUGCGUGCGGCGGGAAUCAUGGCUGCUCGCAGAGCUCUGCACUUCGUAUUCAAAGUGGGAAACCGCUUCCAGACGGCGCGUUUCUAUCGGGACGUCCUGGGGAUGAAGGUGCAGGCCGGGGCCGACAGGGGCUGGCGCGCGAGGCUGGAACCGGCGCCCGAGCCGGCCCUGGCGGAGGGAGGGGAAAAUGGGUGUGUCGUGAACCUAAGCCGGAGGGUGUCCGACCUUAGGCCCUGCGCGGUGUUCAGCUUCAGGAGCGUGGCGAGUUGCCGUUGGGGAUCAUAGGCCUUGGAGAAGGGCCUAACACGAUUAGUCCCCGCGGUGUGCCCACGCACGUCCUUUCAUUUAAGCCACUCGUAAACGUUUAUUGAGCCCCGCCCUUGUGGAGCUUACCGUCUACCGGAAAAGACGGUUCUGCGGCAUGAGGAAUUUGAAGAAGGCUGCAAAGCUGCCUGUAAUGGGUAUGAUACCUUGUUUCUUAAAAUCUCCUUUAGGCUCUGACUACACCCGGAUAACAGAAGACAGUUUCUCAAAGCCUUAUGAUGGGAAAUGGAGUAAAACAAUGGUGGGAUUUGGGCCUGAGGAUGAUCAUUUUGUCGCAGAACUGACUUACAAUUAUGGCGUCGGAGACUACAAGCUUGGCAAUGACUUUAUGGGAAUCACGCUCGCUUCUAGCCAGGCUGUCAGCAACGCCAGGAAGCUGGAGUGGCCACUGACGGAAGUUGCAGAAGGUGUUUUUGAAACCGAGGCCCCGGGAGGAUAUAAGUUCUAUUUGCAGAAUCGCAGUCUGCCUCAGUCAGAUCCUGUAUUAAAAGUAACUCUAGCAGUGUCUGAUCUUCAAAAGUCCUUGAACUACUGGUGUAAUCUACUGGGAAUGAAAAUUUAUGAAAAAGAUGAAGAAAAGCAAAGGGCUUUGCUGGGCUAUGCUGAUAACCAGUGUAAGCUGGAGCUACAGGGCGUCAAGGGUGGGGUGGACCAUGCAGCAGCUUUUGGAAGAAUUGCCUUCUCUUGCCCCCAGAAAGAGUUGCCAGACUUAGAAGACUUGAUGAAAAGGGAGAACCAGAAGAUUCUGACUCCCCUGGUGAGCCUGGACACCCCAGGGAAAGCAACAGUACAGGUGGUCAUUCUGGCCGACCCUGACGGACAUGAAAUUUGCUUUGUCGGGGAUGAAGCAUUUCGAGAACUUUCUAAGAUGGAUCCAGAGGGAAGCAAAUUGUUGGAUGAUGCAAUGGCAGCAGAUAAAAGUGACGAGUGGUUUGCCAAACACAAUAAACCCAAAGCUUCAGGUUAACGGAAGACAUGAUGCAGAGCAAGCCUCUGUGAUUCCUGCCCAGCACCUGUGAGGCCUGACGUGUCAGUUCCCAAUAAAUGCUCUUCUGAUUUGUUUCCCGUACAGGCAAGGAGGCUUGGGUAGUGCAGAUUUGUGUAUUUCAAUCUUUGAAAGCUCUGAUGUAAUUUAGAAAUGAAAUCCAAUCAUGAGUCCAGGUAGAGAACGCCUGCUGUAAUCUACACUGUUGCUGGGACUGCGCAUUCUGUAUAUAACUGUGUUGGAUGAGUGACAGAUGAUUGUCCAGACUAGGACAGCGGCAUGAACAUGACUUUGGUUGGGAUUGCGGAUAGUUAGGGUUACCUCUGAAUCGUGUAGCUUUUAUGAGAGCAGCUGUGCAAGUGAAUCCACAUUAAUGCCUUGUCGUGGUGCCAUUCCCAGCGCCUGACGAUACGCUCUUCUAUUGUCUUAUUCUGGCAGGUUUUGACGUUUUAAAUUUUUUAAAGAAAUUUUAUUCCUUGGACCAAAAGGUUUGGUUAACCACCCCCCUCUUACUUGCUUUCACAUUUUGAGUGUCCAGAGGAAACAGAAAGGAAUGAGUGUGUGACGUUGCUGCACGCCUGACUCUGUGCGAGCUUCUUUCUGUGUAUAUAUUUUGUUUUAUUUUUUUCCGUGUAUAUUUUUAAUCCCGACAGAACAUCAUGUGAGAUUUCUUUAAAAUGGAUUAAACGAUUUCUUCAGCCUGAAAAAAAAGGUUUUGAAAAUGUUUUCUUGUAGUUUUGUUUGGUUCUAAACAACAAAUAGGUUUUAAUCACUCGAAAUGGAAUUAUAUUGUGUAUUCAUUGAAUAAAUUUUUUUUGAAAGUAA